ACAGAUGCGUAACUAAAUUGAGGAUUUUUCUUCCCCAACAUCUUCGCACAGGUUAUUACAGUAAACAUGUACUCCAAAUGCAAUAAUAUUUGGAUUCCAUAGCCCACUAAAUUGCAGUAGUAAUUCGAGAUUCCGUACAUCCUUCAGUAAUUACAAUAGCACCAUUUACUGUCUUCCUCUCCUUUAAUCAUCUUUUAAAGAAAUGACGGAAUCAACUAAGAAAUCGGCAAAUGUCGCAAUGGAGCAAAUAAUUGAAAACAUGACGUCAGGAAUGCAUAAUUUAGAGGGACAGUAUGUUCAGAUGAACGCGGCACCGUCCGAACAUUCAUGGAAUGCUCCAAACCCCAAUCCCUACAUACGAUAUUCGAACAUCGCUCCCGAUCCUCACAUGGUAUACUCGUUAAACCCACAACUGCCGCACUAUCCUAGAAAUAUUCCCUACAACUAUCUGCCACACGCAAACUUAUAUCCUGCCGAGCCGUACGAGAACGACGUUCAGUGCAACUCCAAUUACGUGAUGUUUCAAAACAAGGACAUUCCCGCAUUUUACCAAACUGACUACAAGUAUUUCCUACGGCAUGACAAGCCACCCCCGCAUGGCGAUCAUUUAAUUCACAACGCGAACGACGUAAGUGCGACUUCGAACGCGAAUCCCACUCAGUUGAUCGACAACGUUGUGGGGAAUUGGGUGCCGAACAUGACCGGAACGUAUUCCCCCUUCGGUAGCACGCAACCGCUGAAAAAGGGCAUCGCGAACAUUUUCGAGGUACAGCAAGACACGGGCUGCUUCAACAAUAUCGCCUCGUUCGAAGAUUGCAAGCUGCUCGACGGCGAAAACAAGGAGGAAGUGCACACUUUCAAUUUUAACCGCGACACGAAAAAACCUCGCAUGGUCGCCGAGGUGAAACCCAUGCGCCCGACGUAUUCCGACGUUCUAUCGAAGUGUGCGCCCCCGGUCACGACGAAACUCGAAAAAAUUGAUCUCAAAGACACCAAAAUACGAAAAGAGAACAUCAAGAAAAGCGCCAAAUGCGAGAAGGUCACGAAGACGUCGGCGCAACAACCUCGUUUGAAGUGCGAUCCGAAGGAGGAACGCAAUGCGGCCAAUACGAAAACCAAGAGCGCCAAGUGCGAGAAGGCGGACGAAAGUCGUAAGUGGGCGUCACUUGACAAUGUCAGCGAGUUAAACGACGACGAAAGGCGCAAGAAGAAAUCCGAGGACAGCCCGUUUAAUACCAAGGCGUCCUUUAGAACUGGUGGCCCGGUUAAAGUUGGAAAGUUCGGAUCCGACUUUGAAGAUGUCGACACCGGGAACAAAAGUGACAUAUUGAAUAUAACUAAGACAACUGUACGUAAGGGGAGUAGGUUGAGUGUUAAACAGAAAAGCUCCGAGUGUUUCGUCAACGGUGAAAAGCCGCCGCCGGGCGCGAAACGUGGCCAGCGGACGCGCAAGAGGGAGAAUCGCAUGCCGUUCGCAAUUAUCGGGCAAAAAAUGAAGCAAUACAUUCCGGGAUGGUGGAAGCUGUUUGUUCAUUUCUGUUUGUGGCUUAUUCAUUUGAUAUUUGAUAUCUGCAUUUUGAGCAUUCAUUUAAGCCGGGAUGUGAUAUGCAACUUUUACAAUUGGAUAACCGUUCAAAGAUCAUCAUUACUCGAUAUAACCGUUACCAUUCUAGGGCGAGUACGAUUUUUUAAAUGGCUAUGGAGUAAAUUCGCGAAGAAAAACGACACGGAAGAAACAAACAGACCGUUCUUGCAUUCGGGUUUACACCACAACAUUACGAUGCCUUCGACCGGUGAGGAAGCGAUGAAGCGGCUGCUCGCCUGCAAAGGUAAAGAUCCCUACAGCAUUCUGGGCGUUACUCCGACGUGUACAGAUGACGAUAUAAAAAGAUAUUACAAAAGGCAAGCCUUCCUCGUGCAUCCCGAUAAAAAUCAGCAACCGGGGGCGGAGGAGGCGUUUAAAAUUUUAGUCCACGCGUUCGAUAUGAUCGGGGAACCGGAAAGGAGAGCUUCGUACGAUCGGGGGGUUGCCGAAUCGGCGCAGGUCGAGCAAGCCUGGAGCGAGCUCACUGAACUUUUAGCGCAAUUACAAAAGAAAGUGGAGGCAGCUGCGAAUACGAUUCGUUGUAGCGCUUGUGGCUUACGACAUAAGCGCAUAAAGGUAGAUCGUCCGAGCUACGCGGCGCGAAACUGUAGCAACUGUAAAAUUCAUCACGCGGCUAGAGAGGGAGAUAUAUGGGCGGAAACUCGUUGUCUGGGAUUCCUGUGGCACUACUACGCUUGUAUGGAGGGUGGCGUUUACGACAUUACAGAAUGGGCAGGAUGUCAAAAAGAAAGCUUGAAGCAUUUACGACCAAACUCACACAACGUUCAAUAUCGAAUAGCACUAGGAAAACAAAACAAUCAGUCCCGUCAUCACAACUCGCCCAGAAGUGAAAGACCUCCGGAUCUUGAAAAUUUACUAAACAGUUUGUACGGGAAUCAGGACUCAACGAUGAAUUCAAAACGUAAAAAUAAAAAGGCAAACAAGUAAUAUUAAACAAUAUAUUCCUCUUCAUGCUUUAGUUGUCUGACGAAUUACAUUUUGUUUAUACAAAAA
This is a messenger RNA of Photinus pyralis (common eastern firefly), 2599 nucleotides long. RefSeq lists its product as uncharacterized. Gene Ontology annotation, molecular function: dopamine receptor binding. The record is from RefSeq and is a predicted model, not a curated record. Lineage: Eukaryota; Metazoa; Arthropoda; Insecta; Coleoptera; Lampyridae. Bases 203 to 2533 code for a protein of 776 amino acids. The transcript is spliced from 4 exons.